Gossypium arboreum is the source of this 1603-nucleotide messenger RNA. RefSeq lists its product as uncharacterized. Bases 413 to 1456 code for a protein of 347 amino acids. The record is from RefSeq and is a predicted model, not a curated record. Lineage: Eukaryota; Viridiplantae; Streptophyta; Magnoliopsida; Malvales; Malvaceae. The transcript is spliced from 10 exons.
CGUCUCCUAUUUAUGUCAAAGAUCCAUUAAGCAACUAAAAAACAUUUAUCUCAAAGCAAUGUUAAUUAUGAUAAUAGGAGGGGAGGAGCUUCAUGCUUGAUGGGAUUAGCCCGUUCUACAUGUACGGUCUAGUUGAGCUCCGUUUCGUUUGGUGAAACAAUGGCAACAGAAAGAAACCCUUAACUAAACCACCAUUCUUAGCUUUUCUUUUUAAAUUAUUCUAUUACUAAUCCAUCGAUUUUUGCACAAUUGAUCAACUCUUCUUCGAUCUACUCCUCAAAUUCCACCAAAAACUCCCAGAAACCAAUGCUCUCAUAUUAUGCUGUAGAUAUCAUUUUUAAUAGCUUCAGCCUGCUAGCAAGGUUAGAAGAGAGUUAGCUGGUUUGCCUCUUGGCAUGCUUGAAUUAGUGAAAUGGACAGGAGUAGAGGAAUCAACGACUAUGAACCUGGACCAGUUCCUUCAGAAAGCCGUGUGGACAGAUAUGGGUUUAUAAAGCAGAAUGUUAGUAAUAGUAGUGCUGCAGAAGGCUUAGGAAAGAGUAGGGAAGCUAGAAGAGUUAGGAAAUGGAGGAAAAUGAUUGGGGUUGGUGGGAGUGAUUGGAAACAUUAUGUAAGGAGAAAGCCUCAUGUUGUUAAAAGGCGUAUAAGGAAAGGAAUUCCCGAUUGUUUAAGGGGUCUUGUUUGGCAGUUGAUCUCUGGAAGCCGAGACCUUUUGCUGAUGAACCCGGGGGUCUAUGAGCAACUUGUAAUAUAUGAGACAUCUGCUUCAGAACUAGAUAUAAUCCGAGAUAUAUCCCGCACCUUUCCGACGCAUGUUUUCUUUCAGCAGAGGCAUGGACCUGGUCAGAGGUCCCUUUACAAUGUUUUAAAGGCGUACUCUGUCUUCGACAGAGCUGUUGGCUAUGUCCAGGGAAUGGGCUUUUUAGCAGGUCUUUUACUUCUUUAUAUGAGUGAAGAGGAUGCAUUUUGGUUAUUGGUUGCAUUACUAAAAGGAGCCGUUCAUGCUCCUAUGGAAGGAUUAUAUCAGGUGGGGCUGCCUCUUGUACAACAGUACCUGUUUCAGUUUGAGCACUUAGUGAGGGAGCACUUGCCAAAGUUGGGUGAGCAUUUUAGCCGGGAGAUGAUAAAUCCAAGCAUGUAUGCUAGCCAGUGGUUCAUAACUGUAUUCUCAUACUCUUUCCCAUUUCCUUUGGCUCUUCGAAUUUGGGAUGUAUUUCUCUUUGAGGGUGUUAAGAUUGUCUUUAAGGUUGGUUUGGCCCUUUUGAAGUACUGCCAUGAUGAUUUGAUAAAUUUAUCCUUUGAGAAACUCAUUCAUGCUUUGCGUAACUUCCCGGAGGAUGCAAUGAAUCCUGAUAUAUUGCUGCCCAUGGCUUAUUCAAUCAAGGUAUCCCGGAGCUUAGGAGAAUCGAAAAUCGAGUACGAGAAGCAAAAUAGAAAGCCGAAGAUUGAAGCAUAAACAAGUGCAUUGAAGGUUGUCCAUCUAAGCAACCAUUCUGCCUGUACAUUCUUAUUCUCAGUUGUUCUUUUGCUUUUAUAUUGUGUUAUAAGAAGAAGCAUAUGAUGCUAAAUACUGACUUCUUUAUAGACCUAUUUAGUUACUUAA